This is a messenger RNA of Panicum hallii, 1555 nucleotides long. Its product is annotated as E3 ubiquitin-protein ligase SINAT5-like. Gene Ontology annotation, molecular function: protein binding; ubiquitin protein ligase activity; zinc ion binding. NCBI's taxonomy places the organism in Eukaryota, Viridiplantae, Streptophyta, Magnoliopsida, Poales, Poaceae. The transcript is spliced from 3 exons. Gene Ontology annotation, cellular component: cytoplasm. The record is from RefSeq and is a predicted model, not a curated record. Bases 16 to 1224 code for a protein of 402 amino acids. Gene Ontology annotation, biological process: multicellular organism development; ubiquitin-dependent protein catabolic process.
CGUGUGGUGUCCCUCAUGGGCGUCAACGGCGGUCAUCUCCCUCACCGCGAGCAGGAGCAGCCAUCCCCCAUUGCCCAUCCACCACCGAAUAGAAAAUGGUCCGGCUAUUCUAGCCCGCCGGCCCCCGCAAUCCGCGCGCGGCGCUCCCUUCCUCUCCCGCCACAAAGCGCCGGACCCCCGCGCCGCCCCCGCCUCCCGUCCCUCCGUCCGCCCAGCCCCUGCCGGAGCCCAGGGACCGCUCACGCGCCUGUCCCCGUGGCGGAGGCGGGCCGGCGGGCGGCCAUGGACGUGGGCAGCGUCGACUGCGUCUCGCUGCCCGACGCCGCCGCCCCCGCGGCCGUGGACGAUGCCGGCCGCGGCCUCGGCACGCUCCUCGCCGCCGCCAGGGCCUACCCCAAGGGCGCCAGCGCCGGCGGCGUGCACGAGCUGCUCGAGUGCCCCGUCUGCACCAACUACAUGUUCCCGCCGAUCCACCAGUGCCAAAAUGGGCAUACGUUGUGUUCCACAUGCAAGGCUAGAGUGCACAAUCGUUGCCCUACGUGCAGACAGGAGCUUGGCGAUAUCAGGUGUUUGGCACUGGAGAAAGUAGCCGAGUCGCUUGAGCUUCCCUGCAAGUACUACUCCUUGGGAUGCCAGGAAAUCUUUCCAUACUACAGCAAGAUAAAACAUGAAGCACAAUGCAACUUCAGACCGUAUAAUUGCCCCUAUGCUGGGUCUGAGUGUGCCGCGGCUGGCGACAUCCCAUAUCUUGUUUCCCAUUUGAGGGAUGAUCACAAAGUUGAUAUGCAUAGCGGUUGCACAUUCAACCACAGAUACGUGAAAUCAAACCCACGAGAAGUGGAAAACGCCACCUGGAUGCUGACAGUGUUUCACUGCUUCGGGCAGUACUUCUGCCUGCACUUUGAGGCCUUCCAGCUUGGGAUGGCACCAGUAUACAUGGCCUUCCUUCGUUUCAUGGGAGACGAGAACGAGGCGAAGAACUACAGCUACAGCCUUGAGGUGGGCGCCAAUGGCAGGAAGAUGAUUUGGGAGGGCACCCCGAGGAGCGUCCGCGACAGCCACCGGAAGGUGCGGGACAGCCAUGACGGCCUCAUCAUCCAGAGGAACAUGGCGCUGUUCUUCUCAGGUGGUGACAGGAAGGAGCUGAAGGUCAGGAUCACCGGUCGGAUCUGGAAAGAGCAGCAGACCCCGGAUGGUGCCUGUAUACCCAAUCUGUGUAGCUAAGCGAUGCAAAUUGAAAAGAGAUGCUGCUGAUUUGGCCAGAUAUUGUCUAAUCCUAUUGCCAUACCUUGCUGUUCUUCUGUUCAGGGGGGCAAUGUUUCGUGUUGUAUCUUUGCUAAAAAGAAUAUUAGGAGGGUAGGAUGCUCCUGUAAAUGAAAUUGUGCAUAUGGCAUCCGUUCUCUCACAGUUACAGGUGGGCUGAUCAAGCUCUCUGCUGCUCGACAAGCUUGUGCUUUCCAUCAUGAAACUGCGUUUGGGCUUCAUGUUUUAACGAAGCAGAGGGGCGUUUUUGUGCCAAGAAAUCAAAGAUGAGCAUAUCUGUGACCUUAGUUUA